ACGCCUGCCUGAUCGAAUCAAAAGUAUUUUGUUGCCAUAGUUCGUACCGAAACGCGAAAAAAACAACUUAAUGUGCUUACCCGUUCCCCACAAUCUAAUCAAUCAGCAUAUUAUUAAAACACUACAAUUUGUGACCGUCCAAAAGUCAUCGGCCAGCCCUGGGGGAGUUUCCAAGUGAUCGAAGUCAUUAAAAACAUUAGGAAAAAAGUGUCUGUAUUAGAAGAUGUCACUUCGCGGCCUCACCAGUGCAGCUAAAUUCCUGAGCAAGGGUCUGACCAGUCCCAGUCGAGCGAUCUCGGUCACUUCUCGGAACCUAUCCCACUAUCCGAUUGACGAAAGCAUCUUCGGACUGACUGAGGAACAGCAACAGCUACGUCAGACGGUGUUCAAUUUUGCCCAGAAAGAACUGGCACCGUUCGCUCAGGAAAUUGACAAGCAGAAUGAGUUCAAAGACCUCCGAAACUUUUGGCGCAAAAUGGGCGACUUGGGUUUGCUCGGACCAACGGUGAAACCUGACUAUGGAGGCCUAGGCGGAUCCUAUCUAGAUCACUGCAUUAUCAACGAAGAAAUUUCGCGUGCUUCCGGAGCGAUUGCGCUGUCCUAUGGGGCCCACUCGAACCUGUGCGUCAACCAGAUUCACCGAAACGGAACUGAAGACCAGAAACAUGUCUAUCUGCCGAAAUUGAUCAACGGAGAACACAUCGGAGCGUUGGCCAUGUCCGAACCCGGAUCCGGAAGUGAUGUCGUUUCGAUGAAAACUCGUGCCGAAAAGAAAGGCGAUUAUUACGUUCUGAAUGGAAAUAAAUUUUGGAUUACCAACGGACCGGAUGCGGAUGUCUACAUCAUCUACGCCAAAACGGACCUCUCGGCAAAGCCUCAACAUGGCAUCACGGCUUUCAUUGUUGAAAGAGAUGCCCCGGGAUUCUCUCAAGGUCCCAAACUGGACAAACUGGGAAUUCGUGGCAGUGGAACAUGCGAGCUCAUCUUCGAAGACGUCAAAGUGCCAGCUAAGAACAUGCUGGGUGCACUGAAUAAGGGUGUUUAUGUACUGAUGUCCGGAUUGGAUUACGAACGGUUGGUUCUUGCUGCUGCACCUGUUGGUCUGAUGCAAGCUGCCUGUGACGUUGCCUUCGACUAUGCCCACAGCCGGAAACAGUUCAACCAAAGAAUCGGAGAAUUCCAGCUUCUUCAAGGUAAAAUGGCCGACAUGUAUACGACCAUGAACGCCUGCCGGGCCUAUCUGUAUUCGGUAGCUCGUUCGUGCGAUGCGGGAAAAGCCAAUCCGAAAGAUUGUGCCGGAGUUAUUCUGUACUGUGCAGAGAAGGCUACCCAGGUGGCACUGGAUGCCAUUCAGAUACUGGGAGGAAAUGGCUACAUCAACGACUAUCCGGCCGGAAGGAUUAUGCGCGAUGCAAAGCUGUACGAAAUCGGUGCCGGUACUUCGGAAAUCCGUCGCAUGAUUAUUGGACGCGCCCUCAACAACGAAUACAAGUGAAACGGUGAUGUUGCAAGGGGAAGGAAUAACUGGUGAUGAACACUAAAAAGGACUCAUAAAUCCACUGAGAGUGGUUUGUAACUAAUGUGCAUUUAAAUACCUGUGUCAUUAUAUAGGUACAUUCAUGAGAAAAAAAACUGUUUUAAACAAUAAAGAUUUUUGUAAUACAAAUAAAAUUCAUUCUUCUAGCGA
Messenger RNA from Uranotaenia lowii, 1687 nucleotides. RefSeq names its product isovaleryl-CoA dehydrogenase, mitochondrial. Gene Ontology annotation, cellular component: mitochondrion. The record is from RefSeq and is a predicted model, not a curated record. The transcript is spliced from 3 exons. Gene Ontology annotation, biological process: L-leucine catabolic process. Gene Ontology annotation, molecular function: flavin adenine dinucleotide binding; 3-methylbutanoyl-CoA dehydrogenase activity. NCBI's taxonomy places the organism in Eukaryota, Metazoa, Arthropoda, Insecta, Diptera, Culicidae. The coding region runs from base 224 to 1495 and encodes 423 amino acids.